CUCCGAGUUUCCUUGUGGCGGCGGCCGCUGCAGUCUCCGCUAGCGGACGGGCUUCCGCGUCGCUGCUGAAAGGGAAAGAGAGCUCGGCCUCCGCGCGGAUGGGGAGCGGCGGUUGCGAAAGAGGGCGGCGGCCUCCUCCUCCUCAGCAACAGCAGCAGCAGCAGCGCCGGUCUCUCUGACGGGGCGCCUUUCUUCUCGGGAGGGAAAGAAAACUCGCAGGCUGGGAGCCGCCAACCCGCCCGCCCGCCGGACGAGGGGAUGUUGCGCUGGAUCCGGCAGCAGCUGGGUUUUGACCCACCACAUGAGAGUGAUAAUCGAACUAUUUAUAUUGCAAAUCGUUUUCCCCAGCAUGGCCAUUAUGUUCCUCAGAAGUUUGCAGAAAACAGAAUAAUCUCCUCUAAGUAUACUGUGUGGAAUUUCGUGCCCAAAAAUUUAUUUGAACAGUUUAGAAGAGUAGCCAAUUUUUAUUUUCUUAUAAUAUUUUUGGUUCAGCUUAUGAUAGAUACUCCUACUAGUCCAAUUACUAGUGGAUUGCCAUUGUUUUUUGUUAUAACUGUGACAGCCAUAAAGCAGACACACAUUGCAGUCCCAGAAACUGCUGUGUUGCAGUCAGUUGCCAAUCUCGACAAACUUGUAGCUGUUAUUGAAUGCCAGCAACCAGAAGCAGAUCUUUACAGAUUUGUUGGGCGUAUAACCAUAAGUCAUCAAAUUGAGGAAAUAGUACGACCACUGGGACCCGAAAGUCUUCUACUUCGUGGAGCAAGGUUGAAAAACACUAAAGAAAUUUUUGGUGUUGCUGUGUAUACAGGAAUGGAGUCAAAGAUGGCAUUGAAUUAUAAGAGCAAAUCACAGAAACGAUCAGCAGUAGAGAAGUCUAUGAAUUCUUUUUUGAUUAUCUACCUAAUAAUCCUCCUUUGUGAAGCUGUCAUAAGUACAAUACUGAAGUAUGCCUGGCAGUCUGAAGAGAAGUGGAAUGAACCUUGGUAUAACCAACAAACUGAUCGUGAAAGAAACAGCAGUAAGAUCUUGAGGUUCAUUUCAGAUUUUCUUGCUUUCCUGGUACUUUACAACUUCAUUAUACCCAUUUCACUUUAUGUGACUGUGGAGAUGCAGAAAUUUCUUGGGUCUUUUUUUAUUGGUUGGGACCUUGAUCUCUAUCAUGAAGAAACAAAUGAAAAAGCUCAAGUAAAUACAUCAGACCUGAAUGAAGAACUGGGACAGGUGGAGUAUGUAUUUACAGAUAAAACUGGCACACUGACAGAAAAUGUGAUGCAGUUUCGGGAAUGUUCCAUUAAUGGUCUCAAAUACCAAGAAAUCAAUUGCAGAUUAGUUCCCGAGGGAUUGAUAGAAGACUUUCCAGAUGGAGUACAGCCCAGUCUUACACAUGAGGAAGAACUCUUCCUGAAAGCUCUUUGUCUCUGUCAUACAGUGCAGAUUAAUAAUGACCAAACUGAUGGCAUUUGUGACAGCCCGUGGCGUAGCAAUGGCAUACCCUCUGAAUUGGAGUACUACGCCUCGUCCCCAGAUGAAAAAGCUUUAGUUGAAGCUGCUCGCAGGGUUGGUGUUGUGUUUACUGGGGCAGAUGCAGAAAGCAUGGAGCUUAAAAGCUGUGGAAAGCCAGAAAGGUACAAAUUACUACAUGUACUGGAGUUUGAUGCCAAUCGUAGGAGAAUGAGUGUGAUCGUAGAAAGUCCGUCAGGUGAAAAACUCUUAUUUACCAAAGGAGCAGAAUCUGUUAUUCUUCCUUCCAGUAAAAAUGGUGAGGUAGAAAAAACAAGACUCCAUGUGGAUGAAUUUGCAUUGAAAGGGUUAAGGACUCUUUGUGUAGCUUACAGAAAGUUCACAGAGGAGGAGUAUAAAGAAGUGGAGCAACGUCUUUUUGAAGCAAAAACGGCCUUGCAGCAACGAGAAGAACGGUUGGCAGAGGCGUAUAAUUUUAUUGAAAAAGACUUGGAGUUACUUGGAGCUACAGGAGUCGAAGACAAGCUGCAAGACAAAGUCCAGGAAACCAUAGAAGCUCUUCGGUUGGCAGGGAUCAAAGUGUGGGUGCUCACUGGAGACAAGCACGAAACAGCAGUAAGCGUUAGCUUAUCCUGCGGACACUUCCACAGAACCAUGAACAUCCUGGAACUAGUGCAGCACAAAUCAGACAAUACGUGUGCGGAGCAAUUGAGACAGCUCGCCAAGAGAAUAAAGGAUGACUACGUAAUCCAGCACGGGCUGGUGGUGGAUGGGACCAGCCUCUCCCUUGCCCUCAGGCAGCACGAGAAACUCUUCAUGGAGGUCUGCCGAAAUUGCUCUGCUGUGCUGUGCUGUCGCAUGGCACCCCUGCAAAAAGCAAAGGUUGUACGGCUGCUGAAAACAUCUCCAGAGAAGCCUAUCACAUUAGCUAUCGGUGAUGGAGCUAAUGAUGUGAGCAUGAUACAAGAAGCUCAUGUUGGCAUAGGUAUCAUGGGCAAAGAAGGCAGACAAGCUGUAAGAAACAGUGACUAUGCAAUAGCAAGAUUUAAAUUCCUCUCCAAGUUACUUUUUGUCCAUGGCCACCUUUAUUAUAUUAGGAUAGCAACCCUUGUACAGUACUUUUUUUACAAGAAUGUGUGUUUUAUUACGCCACAGUUUUUAUAUCAAUUCUUCUGCUUAUUUUCACAACAAACUCUGUAUGACAGCGUGUACCUGACUUUGUACAACAUUUGUUUCACUUCCCUGCCAGUCCUCAUGUAUAGUCUUUUUGAACAGCAUGUGCAUCCUCAUGUAUUGCACAGCAAGCCAACUCUCUACCGAGACAUUAGUAAAAAUGCCCACUUGGGCUUUAAGCCUUUCCUCUACUGGACCUUUUUGGGAUUUUUUCAUGCAUUUGCUUUCUUCUUUGGCUCCUAUCUUCUGAUGGGAAAAGAUACUUCAUUGUUAGGGAAUGGCCAGAUGUUUGGAAAUUGGACCUUUGGUACUCUGGUCUUCACAGUUAUGGUUAUAACAGUUACAAUGAAGAUGGCAAUAGAGACUCACUUUUGGACUUGGAUAAAUCAUUUUGUUACUUGGGGGUCCAUUGGGUUUUACUUCAUCUUUUCCUUAUUCUAUGGCGGGAUAAUCUGGCCGUUUUUGCACGCCCAAGACUUGUACUUCGUAUUUGUUCAGUUGCUGUCCAGCGGCUCUGCUUGGUUUGCCAUAAUCAUCAUAGUUGUCACUUGCUUAUCCCUUGACGUCGUGAAAAAAGUGUUGUACAGACACCUGCAGCCCACAAGUACAGAAAAAAUCCAGCUUACUAAGACAGCUCCAGGUGUCAACUGCCUGGAGUCCAUGUGUUGCUUCUCCGAUGGGGAGCCAGCCUGCGCAUCUUUUAGAAGAAUGCUGGAGCGAGUAAUGGGACGAUGCAGCCCCACCCGAGUCAACAGAUUGCAAAAGAAACGUUAUUCCCACUAUGCCAAAGAUGGCUUCCUUAAAUGUAAACUGAUUCUGUCCUUACGCUCUUGAAGAAUGAACCUUAGUGAUGAUCUGUUUUAAAACAAGCAUGAUUGGGUUUACCGGCCUUACAUUUUAGAAAGAGCGCUGAAUAAUAUUCCAGUUGGGAAGACAGAACUCAUGUUGAGUUGCUUCCAGUCGUGUGCGAUGGACGGAUCAGAACAACUAGAAGCCAGAGCAAUCCUUCCCUCGUCCAAAGGACUCUUGACUUCAAGACACUGUGGCCACCCCAUCAUCAUGUUAAGAUGCUUUGUGGCAAAAACAGUCGAAUGCAGCUUCCUGUACUGCUAUGUUAAUAUGUUGUUAUACAAAAAAAUUAUGGAAAUUAUAUUUAUUGAAUAAAAUCUUUGACUUUUUAA
Thamnophis sirtalis is the source of this 3815-nucleotide messenger RNA. The record is from RefSeq and is a predicted model, not a curated record. Lineage: Eukaryota; Metazoa; Chordata; Lepidosauria; Squamata; Natricidae.